GCUUCAAGCCCAAUUGAACCCAAGCUCGUCCUAACACGAACCGAGGUUAGGUUUAAAGUAAACUUGCCAAACCCUUCGUCUCGAAGAAACUGGAGGGAAACUCCAUUCGAAGAGUUGUAGAAUUGGCGGUUAAAUCUUCAUAUCAAUUCGAUUCAGUUAUCCACUCCUACUUCCCCCAAUCUCAUCCUUCAAUUUUCAACUUAGGGUUUACCCUUUACAUUCCAACAUGACAAAUUCAGAUCAUCCUCUUCAAAUCAACACCAAAAGACCUAAAUUCACCGUCAAUUGUACAGCAUCUAUACACAUAAACACCUUCGGCACACCAUUAAUAUCCAAAACCACCGGUUCACCGACUGAUUUGAUCCGUCUGGAGCCGAACAAACCGUGCACGAUCGGCAGGGACCCUCGCCGCUGUGAAUUUGUUUAUGAUCAUAAGCAAGUUAGUAAGCAACACUGUCAGAUUUACUUUGAUGCUAAUAAUAAAAAAGUGUGUGUUGUAGAUGGAGUUAUGUGUUUUACUUCUAGUGCUAGGGUUUCACUAAAUGGUGUGUUUGUUGAUGGUGUUAGGGUUGGGAAUGGUGAGGUUAAGGAGUUGUGUGCAGGGAGUGAGGUUUCGGUUGUUUGUGGAAAUGACGGUGGCUGUCGCGGUGGGGGGCGGUUAGGGUUUGUUAUCGAGAGGAUUGUUUAUACGGAAGAGGUUGUUGAUAAGUUCGAUAAGUUUCGUUCGGUUUCGCGUAAUGUUGUUGGUGAAUUAGGUGGUAGUAAAGUUGUUGAUAGUUACGAUAAGUUUUGUUCGUUUUCGCGUAAUGUUGUUGGUGAAUUAGGUGGUGGUAAAGUUGUUGAUGCUGGUUUGGUUUUAAGUAAGUGUCGAGAGAUAUUGUCUAGUGAUGAUCCUGUUUUGUGUCUUAGGGAAUGUGAUAUUAAUGCUUGUGAGUUAAGGGCUAAAUGUGGUAGUAGAAAUAGGUUGAAAAGUAAUUCUUGUUUUACUUCGGGUGAAUUUUCUUCGCGUUCUGCGUUGAAGUUGCGUUCUCGUGAAGGAUUAGCCGUCAAUGAUGAUAAUAAUACUUUACAUACAUCUUAUGCACAUAAUUGUAUAGAUUUAGAGUCGAAUGCUGAGGUACUGUGUUGUAGUGUUAUUGAUGGUCGUUUACAGCAACCGGUAAAUGCCGGAGUCCGUAUAGGGAACUCUGUUUCUAAUGAUAAACGUAGUGAGACAUAUACUUGUGAAGAGAAAUUUAUUCAAUCGGAUGAGUGUUUAAAACCAAAGAACAGGGGUGUUAGUGUUCCUCCACCAGGGAAUAAGUUCUAUCUAAACCGCCUUCAUUUUAUGGUGGAUGAUCAGUCGGAUGAAGUUACCGUCACAUUACCAGAGCUUCUUUAUCCUGUUGAAACCCUUAAACAGGUUUUCAUUGCAACUUUUACAAGUGAUUUAUCAUGGUUCUUAUCUUACUGUGAGAUUCCUGCUCAUUUACCAUUAUCAGUUGCUUGCCAUAACGCCGAAAGGUGUUGGAGUUCAAGCCCUGACAAAAGAACCUCAAGACCUUAUGCAGAUUUUCCGAACUUAGUUGUUAUAUACCCUCAGUUUCCGGAGGUCAUAUCCUUCGGUAAGGAGAAGAAGAAAUUCGGGAUUGCUUGUCAUCAUCCGAAAUUGUUUGUGCUGCAAAGAGAUGAUAGUAUUCGUGUAAUCAUCACUUCUGCCAAUCUUGUGUCUAAACAGUGGCUACGAGUGACAAAUACUGUUUGGUGGCAAGAUUUCCCUUGUGCAAAGGUGUCUGAUUACGUAUCUCUUUUUGCUAAAUCAUCCACCGAUGAAGUAAAUCUAGAUUCAAAAUCAGAUUUUGCCGCUCAACUUGCUGGUUUCAUGGCGGCUUUAUUAGUUGGUGUUCCUGAUCAGGCUCAUUGGAUAUUGGAGUUGACCAAGUUUGACUUUAGCAAUGCUUCUGGACAUCUGGUUGCUUCUGUACCAGGAAUAUAUUCCCCCAAACAUCCAUAUAUAUCAGAAUCCUAUCAUUAUUUAACAGGUCAUCUUUGUACAUCACAACCUCUGAAACGUAUGUUGCUUGGCUCCGUUGAAGCUUCUGUUGUUGGUAUAAGCCACCUUUUUCGAACCUCAGCUGAUUCAAACGGAGCAUUGCUAAAAAGGUUGGCCCGUGCUAUUGGAAAGUGCCACAUCAGCGCAUACGGGUUGCUGGAGGUCGUUUUAAGAAGAAAUUUGAGUAUAGCAGCUGAUGCAAAUGCUAUAAGUGUUGCUAUAUCUGACACACAGGAACUUCCCGAUGGAGGUUGCAUUCAAGUCGGGUUUCUACCCAGAGAUGUUGCAAAAUGGGUCGCUCCAUUAUCAGAUUCGGGUUUGUUCGCCUUUUCUGCGUAUAUUUAUCCAAAAGAAGUGCUUGCAUGUGCUUUAGAAGGAAGCAACAACAAAGCACACCUAAUUCUAUAUGUAUAUCAGGGCCCUAAUUUUGUAAACAUAUCGAAGCUAGUCUCGCCAGCUGUUGCUUCUGCAAUGUGCUCUCUUGUUGCAUCAGUUCAGAGGUGUUCUGGCCUGUGGCGACUUCAUGAGAUUUUGGGUCACUACAAAUGGCCUGAGCAGUGGGAAACUGAUUUUACUUUUGGCUCUUCUUCUGUUGGGGCUGUGAAUGCACCUUUUCUAGCUGCGUUUUCAGCUGCAACUGGAAAACGUUCUUUGCAGCUCUCUGAAUCAGAAGAGUCUGAUCCAGAUUGGGGCUGCUGGAGUGCUAGUCAAGAAUUGAGAAAUCCGUCUAUCAGAAUCAUUUUUCCGACUAUUGAGAGAGUAAAAACUGCAAGUUGUGGAAUCUGGGCUUCAAAAUACAUUCUGUGUUUCUCACAGAAAACUUGGCUGAGGUUGAAACAUUUGGGGAUACUUCACGAUGCGGUUCCUCAUCCUAUUGAUAGAAUCGGGCAUCCCAUGCAUGUUAAGGUAGCAAGAAGACGGUUCCAAUCGAGAACCGGCACAUCAUCAUUCGGAUGGGUUUAUUGUGGUUCACACAAUUUCAGUGCAGCAGCUUGGGGCCGUCCAAUUCAUAGUUCCGGCAUGAAUUUAAACGAAGAUUCUAGAACCAAAUCAGUAUUAGGCUCACGACUCCACAUCUGUAACUAUGAAUUUGGUAUCGUUUUCGUCGUACCGCCAUCAGAAAAUAAACAUUACGCCGACAAAAGUCAUUCGAAUCUGGAUGACAUCACUUUGCCAUUUGUCAUUCCUGCUCCUAGAUACAGACACAUGGACACACCUGCAACAAAGUUUGCCAUGAACAAUCUUGUACGGCAAGAAAGAGAGAAAAAUGUAGAACCGGCGGAUGUUGAAGAAGAAAUACCCGAUGAAGAGGAAGAAGUAUUAGAAGUACCGGAUGUUAUUAUUGAGAAGGAAGAUGACAAGGCUUAUGCUGAAAAGCUUUGGGGUUUAAGUUGAUAUCGAAUUUAAGAGAUAAUUUGGGGUGCUCAACUUUCAUCAUUCGGACUACAAAUCCAGCAACCCGUGUUGUUGGGAUUCUGAAACAAGUAACCCGUCUUCCAUUCGGGUUAGGAAUCUGGUAAAACCUGUUUUAUGUUCGGGUUAUGAAUCAAGUAACCUGUUUUUUAUUCUGGUUAUGAAUUCAGUAACCCAGUUUAUCAUCCAGGCAAUAAUCCAGUAACCAGUUUUUAUUUCGGUUAUGAAUCCAGUAACCCGGUUGAGAUGACAAAGCUUUGAUUCUUUCUGGCAACAAUUUAAGGGUCCAUGGAUCAUGGAUCGAUAGUUUCUAUGACGAUACAGAUAGCAAACUCCUUUGUUUUAUAGGUUGUGGAUUCUUUCUUCAUUACAAUUAACUUUCAAAUAUUUGAAUUUUUUUACAUGAUUAUUUUUGUAACGAUUUAGGAUUUAGGUCACGAGAGUUUGAUGUGUAAAUACUUUGUAGAUUAUUAUGUUUAAUAAAAUAGAGUAAAUUA
This is a messenger RNA of Helianthus annuus (common sunflower), 3942 nucleotides long. RefSeq lists its product as uncharacterized. Gene Ontology annotation, cellular component: nucleus. The coding region runs from base 227 to 3427 and encodes 1066 amino acids. Gene Ontology annotation, biological process: DNA repair. NCBI's taxonomy places the organism in Eukaryota, Viridiplantae, Streptophyta, Magnoliopsida, Asterales, Asteraceae. The transcript is spliced from 11 exons. The record is from RefSeq and is a predicted model, not a curated record. Gene Ontology annotation, molecular function: protein binding; hydrolase activity, acting on acid anhydrides, in phosphorus-containing anhydrides; nucleic acid binding.